Physella acuta is the source of this 1122-nucleotide messenger RNA. RefSeq names its product zinc finger protein with KRAB and SCAN domains 3-like. NCBI's taxonomy places the organism in Eukaryota, Metazoa, Mollusca, Gastropoda, Physidae. Gene Ontology annotation, cellular component: nucleus. Gene Ontology annotation, biological process: regulation of transcription by RNA polymerase II. Gene Ontology annotation, molecular function: RNA polymerase II cis-regulatory region sequence-specific DNA binding; DNA-binding transcription factor activity, RNA polymerase II-specific. The record is from RefSeq and is a predicted model, not a curated record.
AUGGGAGAGGCAACUGGUGAUUUAGAUUUACAGUCUGAUGAGUUUAAAGAAUUUUCAAAUUCUGAAGAUAUGAAGCCACUUCUAUCUACAGUAUUUUCAUCUUCUUCUGACAUAAAAACAGAAUUAUCAUUUUUAACUUUCCGUGAUAUCAAACCAAACAUGGCAUUUAUAAAUUCACAGGAUGAUAAAACCGUUGUUACGCCAGAUUUUUCAUCUUCUACAGACACAAAGUCAGAAUGUACAACAUUUUCCUCUUUUGAUGAUGUAAAACACCAUAUGACAUUUCUAACUUCUCAAGAUAAAACAACAGGGUUUUUAAUUUUUAAAGAUAUGGAACCUGCUGUAUCAGCAGUAUGUACAAGAUCUGAAGAUAUAAAACCAGAAUUAGCAAUUUUAUCAACUAGUGAAGAUAUAAAACCAGAAUUAGAAACUUUAUCAACCAACACAGAAUUAGAAAUUUUAUCAACUACUGAAGAUACAAAUCCAGAAUUAGAAAAUACAUCAACUAGUGAAGAUCUAAAACGAGAAUUAGAAACUUUAUCAACCAGCGAAGAUAUAAUACCAGAAUUAGAAACUUUAUCAACCAACAUAAAUAUAAAACCAGAUUUAUGGACAAAAUUUUUAGAUUCAGAGGACAAACAACAAAAUGGACUUGAAGAAAAGCUAAAACUCUCUGAAAACAAAACAUAUCUCUCUGAUGAUUGUCAUGAACAGUUUUUUCCAAGUUCUAACUUGAAUAACCAAGCUGAAGCAGGGGAGAGGCCACUUGAAUGUGAUGCUUGCAAUAAAAUGUUUUCAGAUAGUUCUAGGUUAAUUAAACAUAAAGAAGUUCAUUUAGGGGAUAAGCCAUAUGAAUGUGAUGAUUGUCAUAAAAAGUUUUCUAAUAGUUCUGCUCUAAGCAGCCACAAAAAAAUUCAUUUACUAGUUAGACAUUAUGAAUGUGAUGUUUGUCACAUAAGAAAAGUUCAUACUGGAGAUAAACCACGUGAAUGUGAUGAUUGCCCGAAAUAUUUUUCUGAAAUAAAGACUCCCGACAUAUUGGCUCCCGAUAUAAGGGCUCAAGAUAAGGGCUCCCGACAUGUUGGCUCCCGGCAAUUGGGCUCCCAAAAUAUUGGCUUUUGA